AUGGAGUUAUCCCCCCUCAUAAAGAAAAUAGGUAGGCUAACUUUAAGCUAACACAAUAUUUAGCUCAGAAGGCUGCCUUUGACUAAUGUUAACCUGCAUCAUAGCGGUGGCUUGCAUGCUAACGUUAGCAAAUACUACACUUAUGUUCACUUUUGUGUAACGCCGAGUUGGUUCUAAUGUCGUUAGCUCAGGUGCCAAAGUCUGUAAACUUUUACCUCAACGACGCCGACACAUUUCAGCCUAUAACACGUCGUUUUCUGCGAAUUUCAGGCCACUCUCUGGUGGAGAUAAGAGUCCGAGCUUUGAAGAGUAUCAUAUGUAAGCUGGACCAUUCCCUGAUAUCUGUCUCUGACAUUGUUCAAGAAAAGAUGCUCUUUGUGCAUCUUCUUGAGUGGUUCAAUUUUCCCGAGGUGCCUAUGCAGGAGGAGGUCCUUGAACUGCUCUCUACUUUAUCAAAGGUAAGUCACACACAGGAACACAUGAGGGAGGGAAUUUGCUGAUAAAGUUUACAUGAGUUUCUUUACAGGGCUUAACACACAUUUAUUAGAUAACUAAGUAGGGGAGAGUGGGGUAAGAUGAGCCAAAGGGUAGGGGAAGGGGUUUACACUAUUUACACUCCUCAUCAAAAUCCUAAGAUUUUCGGGUCUACCGCUUGAUUUUUUUGUUCCAUAACCCUCCGGAAAUGAGAAAUGACUGUCUUACUGCGUCCAACCUCAGCAGUGAUGGCACGUUGUGAGAGUUCUUGUUUAUGCAGCUCAACAAUCCUACCAUGUUCAAAGGCAGUGAGCUUUUUUUGCCUUUGCCAUCAAGAGAUGUUGACAGUGUGACUGCUUGACAAGAAAUUACACAGAAUCCAAAUUUUCACACAGAUUUGAGCUUUUAAAGGCUGUGGUCUUAAAAUUGUUGUUUUCAAUAAAUUGCCUGCUCUAAACUUUUGGUCUCUUGUUCCCAUUUCUUCUUUUUGCAUUUUGAAGCUCUACUAAGAACCAUCUUAAGGUCCAACAGUGAUAAAUAUAAAUUCUUGCAAUUUUUUAACUGAUCUUAAGAUUUUGAUCAGGAGUGUAUUUCCAAAAAAACAUUUUUCACUCUUAAAAGUGAAUUUAGUCUGUCAUAACUUUUAUUGGAAUUGUGCUCUGACCAAAAAGGAUCAUUUUAAAUUUGUUUUAUAUAUCAAUUGUGGUAUCUAUGAGCUACAACAUGAGUCAAAAACUUUUUCAAAAAUACAGCUGUGAAUGUUCUGGAUGACUUAGGCAUUCUCAUGUCACAAUGACUUUUUACAAACCAGCUUUUUAGCAGUUAUAUGCAAUAAUAAUCAAAAGAAUUAUUGUAACAGUUGAAUAGCACAUAAUAGAUAAAAAUACACAUGAAUGUGAAGAAGUGACUGUUAUUUAGGGAGAGAGAAGGUGAGGGAGGGCUGGGGUGGAGAGUGGGGAGGUAGUAGGGAUAUGGCUCAACUUACCCUGCUCCUAUGGUAAACUUACUCCAUACACAGGGUACCACUUUUUUUUUGUCAUGCUAUAUUAUCAAGACAGUUCUGUUUACACUCAUUCUGUUGGUUUGCAGGGAUGCACAACAUCUUGAAAUAUAUGCAGAUACACUAGUUAGAGACAAAACUAUGAUUGCCUUGAUGUAGAGAUCUAAAAUAUGAAAAAUGGCUCACCUUACCCCACUCUCCCCACCAUCUUUUCUACCCUCUGAUACACAGCGUUAUUGUACUUGUAUGAUUCCAUUAAAGAGUGCACAGUGUCGUUUUGAAACUAAGAUUUUUUCUGUCACACUUCUUUUUAUGAAUUUUUAUUAUAAUUUUGUAUUCCAAGCAUCCUUCUGCAGCCCAGAUGCUGAGAGACGUCGGUGCAUUAGACUUCCUCACCCAACUGUCUCCUAAUGUGGAACCCAGGCUGCGAGCUGUCAUCGAUGGAACCCUGGACCAGCUGUUCCAGCUACCUGAGCUACUCCCUAGUCACACGACGAUCUACUCGCAUGGACAGCGCGCCGCAACUCCAACAGGUGUUGCAAUUUAAAGCCAAAUAAUUGUUUGCUUUUACACGACAAAGUACUCAUAUUUUAAUGUGUUGGAGAAAAAAGAGAGGGGUUGUCUUUCUUUACUUUUAACUUAUAACGGUUUGAUCAAAUACUUGCAGUAUUCAAAGGAAUAUUUCAACAAAUCUAGUGUCUCUGCUCUUGCAACUUUAGUUGUUCCAUCAGAGGAGCAUUUCACUAAAACGGGUUAUUUCAAAAAGAGCAUGCCUAACCACACAGAUGUUCCACCUCAGAGGAUAGCAGGUACUAUUGGAUACUUUGAUUAUUUUACAAUGUUUUAUGUAUUUAUUUUUGUCUGCACAUGUCUGAACUUUCAUGUUUUUUAUCCCUUUUUUUCACAGUGCACGAGACUGUGAGAUGUUUGAAGUUCUCUGUGUUUCCAUGGCUGACUUUGACGAACACAGACAGACACAUACUUUCAUCUAACGAGAGGUGAGUGGCAUUUUGAUAACAAAUCAACAAAAGUGUUAUUAAAAUGCAAUUGAAAAUAAAAUGCUUCUUUCAUUCAUACUCACACAAUAGUGUGUUAUAACUUUUUGUGCCCUAUAAAGAUUCAAGUUCAGUAAUAUCUAGGGAUAAGCUGAAUGAGACAACUGUUGUUAGUAUCAAUCUCAAUGUCAAUCUCCAUGUGGGCUGCAAAAUAUAAUUGCUCUUCAUUAUUUUUUUAUUCGUAAACAGAGUUGAAGUCAUUCAGGCCAUCAUAACAGGAGCUACGAGUGACAACAAAUUGAGCUCUUUGAAUUCUGGAAUAAUAUCAUUAAAUCAAACGCAUAUUGCAAAAAUACAAAAGGUUUAAAAAUGGGAAAUGCACGGCCACUAGCUCCAGAGUUUGGAGAGAGUUCAACUGGAAAAUAUCGUUAGGUUCUUUAUAACUCCAAAGAUUAGGAAGAAAUAUGUAUGUACGCCAGAGCCGUGCUGGAGAUCAUGUGGACACACUGAUGCAGACCACACUCGCAUAUUCUGGUCUUGACCAAAAUUAAAAGAGUACUAGGAGGAAAUUUGGAAAAGUCUGCAAAAAUUAUAGGAUAUCAGAUAGCCCAAAAAAUAAAAUUGUAUUUGGGAAACCUAUCAAAUGAUAUAAUACAAAGAAAAGACAAGUAUCUGGUUAAAAUACUAUUAUCUGCAAGUAAAAAGGUAAUCACCAGAUUGUGGUACAAAGCAGAACCACCAACUGGGGUGCAGUGGGUGUGCACUGUUGAAGAGAUAUGUGUAAUGGUGAAACUCACACACAAAUUAAGAUUACAGGAAACACAAUUUACAGAAAAGUGGGAAAAAUUGACUGAUUUCAGGAGGACAGGAGAAGACACCACCAUUAUCACUGGAUGAUAAGGACAUUGAUAUAAGGAGGAUUUAUAAAUGUGAUGAAUUGUUGUGCCCUGUCACUGUAACUCAGUGGUUCUGAAGUCCAGUCCUCGAGGCCCUCUGUCCUGCCUGUUUUGGAUGUUUCCCUGCUCCAACACACCUGAUUCAAAUGAUCAGCUCGUUAUUAAGCCAUUACAGAGCUUGAUAACGAGCUGAUCAUUUGAAUCAGGUGUGUUGGAGCAGGGAAACAUCCAAACAUGCAGGACGGGGGGCCUUGAGGACUGGACUUGAGAACCACUGCUGUAACUGUUAAGACUUAAAAACAAAUAAAAAAUAAAUUAAAAAAAUUACAAAAGGUUUAUAUAAUUAUUGUUACUCACCAUUUUUCACACAAAAUGUGGUUUUUGUUUCCAUAAAAAUUGAAAAGAUUAAGUAGAAGUAGAGCUUUGCAAUUACUCACAUUUUAAUAAAGAAUAAGUCAAAAAAAAUGGAUGGAUGAAUGUGAUGAUAUGCAAAAAACAUUAAAUAUAGGCCAAAACAAAGGGUGUACGAGCUUCCCAAUAUUAACCUGAUGUAACAUAAGUAUAUAUAUAUCAGCUACUGCAAUCAGUGAUCACCAAAUUUUUUGCCAUUUUUCCAGGCUGAUCAGAGCAUCCCUGGUAAUACUAUCAAUUAAUCUCUCAACCCAAUGAGACUGAUCUACCUUGCAGGAGUGUGCAGUGAUAUUGAAUUUCUGAAUUUUAAACCACAUCUGCUUUAAUUGUUUUGACACAGCUUUCUGAGGAGCAGCAACCCCAACCUGGUGCGGACCACAUGUGAACUUCUCUGUGAUGUCAUUAUGCAAGACUUUCCCGCUGAAAUCUUCCUCCAAAGGCCCAGCAUCGUAAAGGUGCCUCUACAGAAGCCUUUUUACUACAUUUUCCUCUGGUUCUGGGCCAGCUGCUUGUGCAGCCGUCCUAUAAUGGAGUUCCUUGGAUGGUCACUCUGGCUACUGUCAAAAUAAUAGCCUGUCAAAUUGUGUCCUUGGACAAAAUACCAAUUUAUAAUUCUGUGUCCCUGAUCUCGUAGAAGGUAGUGGAUGCCUCUGAAGGCUUAACUUUGCUUGAGCAGGCACUAGAUAGUGGUAAGGACACAGUUUGUUCAUGAUGUGCCUCUUUGAAAGGCUGAAUUUCCUUUGAUGGGAGAUUUUAUUCUCCUCCUGUUAAAGCUUGUUUUGAAUGAGAGAGAUUCUGUAAAAUUUUCAAGCUGUACUCAUCUUGGUCUCGUAGGCUGUGGAGAAAUCUCUGCGGUGCUGUUUCAAAUGAGAAGGUCAACGUUUCUGUGUGAAGAUAGUGUGUUCCGUAACUGAAGUCACAUGGGGGCAGGGAGAUGCAGAGAGUCAGUCUGCAGUGAUCCUAAUCUUUUCUUCUUUUUUUUUUGCAUUCAAGAGAUACUCUCAGUCUCCAUCUGCGUUAAAAAGUACCCCGCACUCUUAGACCAAUCAUUUAUGCAACAAAGUACAUCUGUUAUUUAAGCUUGUCAUUUCUUUGGCACGGACGGAGUGCUGGAGGAGACAUCAUUUUGCCCUGAUGAGCCGCCGUGAACAUAACUAUUUGUUAAUAAAGUGCUGCAUUAUAUUACAUCGCUCUCAAGGCAGUAUUAGCAAACUGUCACGCAGCGGCCUCAUCAUCAAAGAGAAAUCAUUAUGGGAAAGUAGUUUUCUUCUUGUGGCUCUACUUGGCCCUCAGUUGAGUUAGUGCGGCUAUUAAGCUAAAUUAAAUGACUUGGAUUUAGAGACAUGACAUCAUUAGCUGCAGAGGGCAGGGAAUCUGAACUUGGAACAAAUUGCUGUUUCAAUAAUUCAAUUCCACUUGCCCUUUUUAUUUAGCAAACUUAUUACAACUUUUCUAUCACUGUCUGGAUUUAGGUCCUGUUUUACACAGCCUUUGUUCAAUUAUUCUGUUUGGUCUGUUUGUAAACAGAGCCAUAAACCAAUUUAUUUGCCCAAUUACAAUAAUAUCCUAAUUGGGUAUCACUGGCAGUUAAUUAUGUGUUUAGAAAACCUUUCCGUAACCUGGGAUCACAAUAACAACACUACUCUGAUAUCCCCUUCUGUUUCCAGAACCUCCUCGCCCUGUUAAGGCUAGGCUCAGGUAAAGGUGAGGCAGGCCACCUCCACUUGCAGGCUCUUUCAUGCCUGAGACAGCUUUGUGUGGGGCUCAGGAGGAGGCUACGCUUUCAUCAAGAUCCAAGCUUCUACUCUACAAAGCAAGGUAGCGUACCUCAUCAGUUAGCCUGAUAGAAACAUACUGUUUUUAAAAGGGCUAUUAGCAGCAGGUAUAGCUUAUUAAAAUAGCACAGCUGUGCCACGAGUGUAUAAAACAUGGAUGCAGUCUCAAGAGUGUCAGCAGUUGGUUUCUGGAGAGGCCGUACAAAGACAGUCACUAUAGUAGAGAUGUUGACUCACAUUAAAGGACUUUCUCAAACCACUCCCUCCCUACACCCUUUCCAUCUUGGCGGGCCUGCCACAUUAGUCCAAAACCACUGAGUGUGGAGUGACAGUGGGUUAUCAGACACUCCAGUAAGUCUGAAUUAAUGCUGGCUUACUGUCAGUUUGUACCGUUGUUUGUUGACCAUCAAUGAAGAACCAAAAUUUAAUCAAGUUGAAAAAUUUAAAUCAUUGACUUUUAAAAGUGUAAAAGUUUUCAUUAGGGUCCAAUUAAUUCCUUUCAGUUUGUGUUAAUUUAAUUAACUCCCAGCAAUUACAACAUUUUGUCUCGAAUUAAUGUUACAGGGUCUAUUUUGAAUAUUUUUUUGUUGUUGUUGUUGAAUUUACAGAUCCAGUUUCCCAAAACUCGUCCUUUUCCAUCUCCCAUGAAGUACGGACGCAGCGCUCUCAGGCCUCAUCUCCGGGUGCAGAGUGCUCACCUCGGCCCUCUGUGGUUGGACGCACAGACCAGAGAGCGAGGGGAGACGGUCAGGACGGAGAUGCAGCUUCAAACAGGUAUGACCCUGUGGAUAGAAUCAUUUGAUCUCUCUUAAAGAGACUCCAGAUGAAAGAACCGCGCUGCAUCAGUGUUUGUUAUCUUCGGUUUCGCUGCUUUGCUUAUUUUGAACAGUCAUGUUGAGAGUAGAGAUUCUCUCGGUUCAGCUUCUGUCACACUUCUGUGGCAUAAAUGUUGUCAUGUUAGUCUUCUUACCUUUCUUGUUACAUUUUUUUCUUUCCUAUUAGUAGUUUUGUUGUCAAUUCUGUUCACCAGACCUCAAACUUAACAUGCAACUCUUACACUUGUAAAAAUUUUGCACAGUAGGAAUUUUGAGGCUUUGAUAAUGACAAAAUUGCUAGUGACACCAGCAACCCGCACACGGAGAUAAAACAGCAUGAGGAACACUGUGGAGAUUUUUUUUCUUCUUCUUCUUCUUCUCCUCCUUUAAUAUAAAUAACACCAUGAGCCCUCUAGCGGGCGAAUCCAGUGUUCAAAAAUCAGUCUUCUCAAUCCCAAGAAGGGAUAAACAGUUUUUAGUGAUCCAUCCCCAAGCAGCUUGUUCCUCGGCUCCUUGUAUUUCAAGUGGUCCAAGUGUCUGUGAUUCAUCCAGUGGCAGCUCACAGAGAGGUGGAGCAGCAGUCCAGGCCCCCAGGCAGACCCCCGAGUCGACUGCAGAUGUGGCCCAUAUGGCGCUUCCUGAUCCGGGUGUAGAGGAUGUCCUGGAGCUGCAGUUACAGCAGCUCACUUUGGCUCAGUUUACUGUUGCCACCUUGGAACAUGCCAUACCACAGCUGAAGACAGGUAGGAGUGUAUCUAUUCAUGCUUCUUCUCUGCUCGUUGAUGAAAUAAAAACCAGAUAUUGGAAAUGUCCCCCCCUUUACGAAUCUUGUCACAAAAUCUCUCUCGCUCUUCCUUUCCCUCCUCUCUCCUUUCUCAGACUCUUUGCACGUGUUCCAUCGUGUUCUGGAGCUGCUGUCUGACGCCGUCCUCCUGCUCGGGGACAGCGUUUGCGAGCUGGUCUGGGAUGAGCGCAGCCUGGUGGGGAUGGAACUGGCAAGUUGAAACACAACUCAUGACAGCCUCUUAUGUAGAUGAAUGGAUACACUUCACCGCAAAAAAAAAAGGGGGAAACUGGGUUGGCCACCUGACAGUUUGCAGCAGACACACAAGCAUACGGUACUCGACUGUGAAGGAGGCAUGUGAUUGAUCUGAAUGAUUUAUAUAGGGUUACAAAGGCUUUGCACCAAGCAGAGAGCUGCUAACGCAUACAUGUACACAUCCUGUUUGUACUCCUGGGUUUCUACAGACUCAGAAUUGUAGAAUUUAUUCUGUUUAUUAUGUGUUUAAAGUCUAUACAAAGGAUUGGGUUAAACUGGCUUGCUCUUUUUUUUACCGUGCACAUUCAUUUGUUACCCUGCUGACUGCUGUGUUCCCAGGCUGGGGGACUUAUACACUUGUCAAGCUCAGGCCCCCGUGGCCCUCUGCUGUUUAAUACAUGCCCAGAGCCUCGCAGCCCGAGAACUGUUUUGUCAUCUUUAUGUGGAGAGCAGCUUUCGUGUGCCAGACCUCUAGGUUUUUCCUAUGGGAAUGGGCCGAACUGUGCAUGCCAGCCACAGUGAUGCACAGGGCAUCUACUGCCCCCUGCUGGUGUUCAUCCUUUAUUGUUCAGUUUCUUCUCCAAGAACAAAGUGGCUGAGAAUAGAUUGUUCCAAUUUAUUCAUACAGAGAUAGGGUGGAUCUGUAUCUCGUCCCAAAAUAACCCUGAAAUCUGAUUACAUUCAAUCCCUAACCCCUGGAACGAACAAUUUUUCUCUUGGCUCCCACCCAGUAGCUGUGCGUUAGUGUGUGUGUGUCUGUGAAUAUGCACGUGAUGUGGGUGCAUGUGCAUGUGCAGCCGUGAUGUCUGUGCCUUUUGUCUACAUUUUCCGUGUGUGUCUGUGCGUCUAUUUUAGAAGGAAAAGCUGCGAGCCUGCAUGGAGCUACUGGGGGAUAUCCUGAGCUACCAUCAGAGCUCUUCAGCAGACAUUCCCCACAGCUGUCAGGUUCAUCACAGAAUGGCUUACACAGGCACUGCUAUAUUCACCGUUAAACUCCUACAGACCAUUCUACCUCCUGAAAAGGUGUGCGCAUAGAAAAAAAAACACAUACUUCGUCAGUGUUUCAACUCUAAAGGAGCUGGUAAUUAAAUUGUUCCCACCUCACACAGGCCAGGGAAAAUCUUCCAGAAAGCACGGCAACAGCUAUUUUCCACCUUUCCUUGGAUACGUCAUUGGGAAGCUUAUUACCCAGCAUGCAAGAGACGGCAGUAGCCUACUUGGAGCAGGUGAAUUCCGACAGCCAUGAUCUCUACAGGAGGGUGGCCCGUGCUGCUCUUUGGAUGGAGUCCACCUGUAACUUCCUCAAGGAAGCACAAGCUGAGGUAUAAAGCUGCUGUGAUAGCAUUACAGAGAGGCAUAUUUUAUGGAUACACCUCCUACACUCCUUGAUUAAAGGAAAAAGUUGAUGCACCGCAUACAUUUUUUAAAUUUUUGUUCAACCUUCUUGGAUUCAUUUCUUCGCUUAGGGAGAGAAGAACUGGUUGGAGUUAUUGGAACUAGCAGACCAAGCGAUAAGCGGCCUGCCGUUUCACCAGCACCUACCCAUCGUCCAGGAAUGCGUUCACAUCUGCUCCUACCUGUACGAUGAAAAUCAACUUCUCGCCAUGUAAUUUCAAUCAUAUGUAUAUAUUUUGUGUUAUAUAUGUUGUGUUAAAUUCCUUCUGUUGUCCAUCACCAGGUGGAAGUUUGACCACCCCAGCCCCCUCCUCCAAACAGAGAGCCAGAAAGUGCUCCUCAAGCUUCUGUCGCAUCCUUUACCGCCUGUCAAGACGGAAACCUACGAAUGCUGUUUAAAGCUGGUCAAGGUCAGAACAAGCCAUCUUUUAGACGACACAGUAAGGUUCACGGCUAAAAUUACAGCUACUGAAACCAUAAUGGGGUCUGUACGGAGGGUCGCCGGUUUUUGGUUAAAGACAGAUGGAGUGAAGAUCUUUCCCAGCGGGCUAUAAAAAACCCACUUGACAUUUGGAAUCAGACUUCAUUUUCAUUUUCACACCACCGUCAAAAGUACAAGGCUACAUUUAAAGUGGAUCGGAGCUCCUGUAUGCAAGAGCAAGUGGGAGGACAGCGAUAAUUUAUGAUGUGCUUUGGUGUGAUUAUAUACACCCCUAGGACUGCCUUGGCAUCCAGAAUGUGUCACGACAGGAAGCGGGAGCCUGCGGUGGAGUGAACUUCCUCCUUCACCACAGGGUGCUCUAUGAAAUAAGCGCUUUUGGGCUCCAGGAUUCUGCAGAGAAGGUAGACAAACGCACAUGUGUUUCGUCCGUAUUUAGACGAGAACUGAUUUGAUUGUGAGCGAGAUCAUACAGCACACAUCAGAGAAAUAAAUAUGAUCACAGAAGUGCAUGGAUUUCUCUUUUUUUUUUUUUAAACGCCUGUGUUUUUAAAGGUUUUGUGCUCUUCUUAAGUCAUGCUAAACUGCUAUGCUCUACACGUGCCAUGUAAUUUAGACAUCCAGCAGCCUGUCAGGACCAGUACCUGUUUGUAAAUCCUCCAUCAGCAGUGCCUGUGUGACUCCAGCACUUUACCUGUGAUCUAUAGGUGAACGUUGCUGCCAAGGAUAUUCUGCUGUUCUUGCUCAAGGGGCGAUUGAUGAUGACAGCAUCAACCUGGGACAGAUUCAAUGAGGCACUUUACCCGGUCACGCCAAUAUUACAGGUACGCCUCUCUCCGUGGAGGCUGCGUCGUGUUUGCACCGCCGAGCUCAUAAAGCGGCAUCAUGUUUGGGACUUAUUACGUUACAUUCAUGGAGUCGGGGGGGUGGGGGAGUGGUGUUUGUUCUCCACUAUCAAAACAACUGUGAUCAAAAGUGCAAUUUUAGCACUCUUGGACCACAAAAGACUGCAUAUUGAGCUGCCAGAGAGAAAAAUGUAGUUAUUCUCUCAUUUCCAUAUUCUGUGUUAUAUUGUUUCCUUUUUUGGGGGGGGGGGCGUUGUGGGGGGGCAGGCUUUUAUUAAUUGUUCAGUUUCAGGCAACAGAAAGCCUGGAAAUUCUUCAUGAAUAUACAUGAGAUUUUGACUAGGCUGUCAAGUAUGAUUUAAUUCAAGGAGGCCAUUCAGAGAUGGGCCCGCCAUGUCAACAAGAGAUGAAAUGAAACCAGGCGCAAUCAAAGCAAUGCAUAUUUUAUUUACUGUUGUACUGCUUAGAUGGAAUUCCCUGUUGUUUGCUCCAUUGUCUGCCAAGCCCGGCUGAGGAUUGUGUGUUUUUGUAUGCGUGUGUGUGUGUGUGGCAGGGUUAUGCUAGCACCGAGGAGUCACUGGGAAACUGUGUCCUGCUGAUAAGUGACAUGUCAGAUGUGGCAAGGGACAUUGUGUUUCCAAGUACAGCCAAGCUGAAAGCAGCGCUGCGACUUCUCUUCACCAAACAACCCACGUAAGUCGGAGCUCUCAGUCUUUCUUUUGUCUGUGUUUGUUUUUCCUCUGUGUGAAAGUUUGAGUUUCAUAAUCAUACGCCUGUCCAGAUAUGUACACGACGGCACGGUUCUUUACACGUCUGCACGUGUGAAGUCGCUUGAAAUAAAGUCUCAGCUUUCAUUCCGAACCAGAAAACUCUAGAGUCCAAGUGUUUUGCAUUACAAACUGAGAUGUGAUGGACAUAUUACGACUGUCUCGAGCUGUCAGCUGAUGUGCUCAUCAAGUCAUCUGAAUCCUCAGCGAGGCUCGUGUAAAACAGCUCUCCAGUCCCAGUCUAUGAAUAUUGAUAGAGAUGGAAAUUAACACCAGACACUGGCCAGGAGACAAGCCCUGGUGAAUUUUGGCAACAGCUAAUAGAUUUGUCUGCCCUGCCAGACACUUCUUGACAACGGGUUACCGUCUGGGUGUUGAAUCAAAAAACAAAAGUAGAAGCGUUGUAACAUAAUUAACCCUGAAUUACAGCUCUAAUGCAGACAGAAAGCUUGCUUUAUCAGUAGUUUUUCUUCUGUCUUUGAAACUUUGAUUCUGAAUUAAAUAUUAAUAUCCAAAUUUACAUAAAUCUUGCUCAUUAUUAACAGAGUGAGAAUAGCAGCAGUGCAACAGAUCCUACCUCACCUAACUAGAGUUGGCGAUGAUGAUGCCAACACAGCCAGACCGGACCUGGAUCAACAAGCCGUUUCCUCUCUUCCAAAUCUUUUCUGCCUCAGGACCCCUUUAGACAUCAGGCUGGACACCAGUAACAAGUCUGUCCUCAAGGUACAUCAUGAACUUUGCUGUAUGUUACCCUUAAACACGUCUUUUGGUCAUAUGCACUUACUAUGCUUAAUGGUGGUCAGGUGGAGUCUGUGGAGAAGCUGUUCUGUAUCCUGACGUCAAACACUGUUGACAUCUCCCUGAGAAGAUCGGCAGCAGAACAGCUUGUUGUGGUGCUACAAGGUGAGCUGUAUGUAAGAGAUGAUUAAGAACAUAGUUUCUUUAGCUCCUAUUUAUCAUGUGUAAUUAUAGACUGUGUAAAGAAUGGAUGCCGUCUGCCUCCUUGCUGGGUAAAGCCACCGUGAGAACAGCACCCUCUGGUGACGGGCUGCAGUAUAGGUCAUAAACCCCGCCUCCUCCAGCAAUCCCUAUGGGGUUGUGGACAAACUUUAGACAUUAAUUACAUUACGUAUACAUUUUUCUUUCCCCUGGUUGCGAUGUUAACAUGUAGUUAUUGUAAAACUGGUUUGUGCUCAAGUCUUAAAAGUUAUGUUUUCUAUGAUUGACACUUGAUACAGCCUAUGGGCGUACAAGGACUGCGCAGCUCACCCAGGGGAUACGCUGUUUGAGCUGAGCAUCAUCAUAGCGACUCUCCCGCCAAAUGUGUACAACGCUUCUGUGCAAUGUUGGUUUCAGGAAUUGGAGAAAAAACGUGAAAUUACUUUUCGGCUUGAAAUCCGCAUACUGGCGGAAGGCGGAACCAAGUUGUCCAUAGUAUAUACAGUCUAUGUUUGUAAUGCUUUUCUAUGCUGAAUCUUUGUUUUGGUUAUAUCACUCCUUGAGCAACUUUGUUCUCUAUAAACUUUCUUUAAAGUGCUAAUUUAGAGGAAUAUUUGAUCAGGGAACAAACUUAUUGGUUAAACUGUAAUUUCUAACAACCUAUUCUCUGCUCCCAGAACACAUCCUUUCUUUUUUAUUGGUUAAAAUCCACAAGUACCUGUAAAUCUGUAAGGAGGUUAUCAGAAGGAGCUGUUCACAGUUAAAAUAAAUCCCUCAUAUAGCAGAUUUGAGGAUUAUAUUCGACUUAUUAUUUCACAGGGAAGCGUACUUUUUUUAAAUGAUCAACCACACGAGUAGAGGUUUGAAAGGCCCAAACAAAAGGCUUCUCCACAAAUUUUAAGAACUCUUCCUCUGUGAGAAGUAGAAUUUGCAAGAAGUGCAGUAAGAGUUCUGUGCCUUCCCACCACCAUAUGUUUUAGACAACCCUGAAAAACAAAUAGCUGAUGAUUAUGCAAAUGUUUGUUGUCGGUAUAUUGAAUUGUUCUCCUGCUUUCCCUGCAGACACAACAAUGCAUCCGGUGCUGAAGAAUCUCGGAAUAACCGACAAAGUCAUUUCUUUCAUUAUGGAGAGUGUAAACGGCAACAACACGGUAAACACAAACCUGCUUUGGCAGAGUGAUGAAUAGAUGUGUGCUGAGUGAAAUGCUGUUGAAGCCAAAUAAAACCAACCCCUGUAUCUCAUAAAUGCAGUAACAUGCGCUCCCUCUUUGGUACACUUUUUUGGGUAUGUGUGCUGCCAGAGGACGUGGAGGGAAGCCACUGAGGCGUGCAUGAUAGAGGGAUGAAGUGGCCUGUAUUAAUAGUGUCAGACAGGCCCUGGUCAGCAGUGAUUUUUGCCCUCCAGUUCCUCCAGUCUGCGGAUCAUUCCCAGGCUUUAAAUCAGAUGCUGCUAACAGGGGUAAACGUCCAGUAUUAGCGGCUACAUGAAGGUGGAGGGACACACAAACUGGAUGACUUUUCUCAGCUAACAAGUGUGUAAUGAAAGGAUCCCCGCAGGUUACGUCUGUCCUGAACCUCAGUCGCCUGCAACCUUGGUGGAGUCUGAUUUUGAGUUUAGCUUAUGUGAAGAGACAGUAAAGAGGCCCUGUGAGUUUUCUAUGUGUGAAACAGAGCAGGAGGAGGCGGGAAGAGAAUAUGUGUGCGUUUGUCUGCGCCUAUGUGUGUGUGUGUGUUUUUGUUUCCACUGCAAUUAAACAGUGAGUGCGUAUGUUGCUGUUUUCCCCAGAGCUCAGAUUGCCUGCUGGAGCCUUGUGUUUGCAUCCUGAGGAAGCUGGUGUAUGCAGAUCCAGCUCUAAGGCACAGCCUGGCACAGAGCAACCUCCUGCUCCUCGCAGUGCUCAGGGGUACGUUCACAAGACAACUCAUUAAGAAACAGCUAUACGCUUUGUGUGGUGCAGCCAGGGGGUAUAUUGUCAAAAAAAAAAAGAGAUGACACGCCAGCCGCUGAUGCAGUUUUUUAUGUCACACUUUAAUAAAUGGUAUCAUCAGUGUGAUGCAACUUGUUGCUAUAGAGCUCAACUCAAAGCUUUAUUAGAGUUUAUCUGCAGAGCUAGAGUUCGUGAUGAACAGUAAUUCACAUUUUGGAUGCAUGGUUCGUUGCUAAAAUUUAAUUCACUCAUUUGAAAUGUGAAAAACUUGUUGGUCUUUCAGCAUAUUUUUCACCCAGAUUUAUGCAGAGAUUCACUUUUCAUGUCGUGUUAUUGUCGUAUCUCGGCAUGUUCUCAAACUUUGAUUGUAAAAUGAGUCUUGAAGUGUUAGACACUUUGAUAAAGUUUAAAAGUCUUUGACUGGAUCCAUGAGAUGGGGAGACACAGUUUGGGGUGUGGUUAUUAUGUAAAUUGUGUUUGUUGUGUCUUCAUUAUAGCUUCCUUGAUAUUGAAGAAGAACAAAGGCAAUGGAAGUGAGAUUGCUGUCCUAAUGAGCUUGCUGCUAUUCGAUGAGAUUGCAAGCAUUGAAAUGUGGUGAGUUUAUUUUUUCCUCUCGGAGAGUUGCUUCAAAAAGAUCUUCGCCAUCUUCACGAUUUGGUUUUAUUUAGUAUUGUAUAUUUUUGUGUCUUAUCAGGUCAGAUCAUAAAAACACAGACGUGACUCUCGCACCGUUUUCCCUCCCGCUGUCCGUAAUACGCAGGUAGGCUGAACAGGGGAAUUACAAAAAUCCCAUUCUAGUGGGUAAAAGUUUAUUUUACAGUUUGCCCUCCUCCCAACUUACCUCACAGGUACAACAUCCCGUUCCAGACAGCUUCUCAUCACGCUGUCAGCCCAUACUGCUGCGUUCUCCCACCGUCCUCUGACCUGCUGGCACUAGCACCCGCCCGCCAAGCCCUACAGGUGGCCUGGAACACUGCAUGGCUUUCUGGGGUGGACAGUCUGCUCGAGAAGCUGCAAAGCAGUACCAACAGCAUUGAUGAGUAAGAACCCUCAUACUUUCAAACUCAUUUUUAAUGCAGUGGUGUGAUAGAGUAAAAAAAGCCUUAAACUCCUACUAAUGCUGGAGUUGAGUGUCUCGGGCAUAGAUUUUUCUGCAAACAUUUCCUAUAUAUUUUAUAAACUAAGUUUCACCAACUUUUACAAUCACCUGCAGGUUUUUUGCCUUUUCUGUAUUUCCUUUUUUUUUCCCCCUCACAGCUGUACCUGUGCGGUUUGUGGAUAAUUAACCGAGUUAAAAUGUGGAAAAGAGACCACAGCAUUUUACUCAGACGCAAUGUGAAAAUUGAAAAAGAUUAAUCAGUGAAAAUAUGGACAGAAACAGCAGGGGUUAAAGAGGGCAGCUGUGCGUGGUAAUAUUCAUAUGCUUUUAUUUUGUACCGUUUCUUCAGGACAAUGUUUGGUGUUAGAGAAACUGAUCAGAAUUGAUGACUCUGUUGCAUGAAAUAAAAAAUAUUAAAUCCGUCAGGCUGCACAUCACUCUUGCAGAGGGUUUUCUCUUGUGAGGAAUAGCAGUUAAGAAUUAGUUUCAGGGACUUGGCAUCUUGUGUUUCAUCCGUCUUCAUUUACUUCUAAUGCAACCUAAUUCAAAAAGAUGAGAAUGUCUCUCACUCAGUUUUAACCAGCCUGAUUACAGCAAAGACGUUUUAAACGCAUCACAGAUGGAUCAAUCCAACGUUUAAGUUAAGUUUGUAAAGCUCUUUCAGAGAAAUAAGAAUACUCGUUCAAAGAUCAGAGUCAAAGAUUUGAAAUCUGUAGACUUUUGAUGUCAUCUGACAGCUUUCUGGAGCGUUGCUUUUUGAUUGUGACUGCAGUGAUGCCUGCGUCUGCCUGAUGCAGUCACAUGUGUUUCUAAGAAAACGUCUCUGAGGAUCACUCAUAAAUAUCUCAUCUCUCCAGAUCAGUGAUCAAAUAUGUUUAUCAAUGCAGCCAUUAGUAUUCUUCAGAUUGUGUUACUCAUCCAACACAUCGAUAGUCGUGUCAACAGUCAUACAACCUGAUUUAUAUUUCAGACAGCUCACAUGUCUUCCCUUCAGGUUUCACCCUGACUUAAAGCUGUCAGACGCACAGGUUCUGAUGAUGCGGGCAGUGCACCUUCCAGCUGCGCUGCAGGACUGCAUCCAGGCCAUCGUCAUGGCAGCGGGACACAGUUCGGUGACCUCUGCCCUCUCCAGGAUCAGCCUCUAUUUGCUGAUUGACAGACUGGCCCUUCCUCACACUCCCACCCAUAACUGUAGAGACACUCUGCAGUCGCUCAGCUGGCAGGCAGCAGUGACCAGGUACCCUGCAUACAAAGUUCAAUAUACCGUUCAUGUAUUUAAGUUUCAUGCAUACAAGCAAGACAGUGAAUGUGUUUUUAAUAUUUGUAAAUUAAGUCAGUUAAAAAUGGAAUUUAUGGUAAUCCUCUCGUAUGCUAUUAUCCUUACCAUGAGCAAUUUGCACCCCUAGGGUACCUUCUCAUGAUCAAAUAAGCCUCUGAGAACAAUGGCCAAUUUUAGUAGUUAAAAUGUCACCAGAAAUGUAUUUUAUUUUUUAAUUUAACCUUUAUUUAACCAGGUAAAACCCCAUUGGAUUCAUGAUCUCAUUUACAAGGGCAACCUGGCCAAGAGGUCAGCAGCAGACGUCGUAAUAAAUGCAAUAAAUAUAAGGGAGCCAACAACAACUUUACAGUUAAAGUGCAACAAACAUUUUGGGACAAUUACAGUUUAAAAACACAGGCAUUGUUUAUGGGAUUCUCGUUGCUUAGCGAAUAAAAUGGAAUAGAUAGUAUAGAUAGACAAUAUAAGACUUCCAAUAUAACACAACACUCCAAAUAGUGAUUUCAGAGGGGAUGUCUGUGCAGAUCAAAAGAUUUGGUAUGUCUACCAAAUACACGCUGUCAUUUCUUGGCUCAUAAAAUCCCCUAAAGUAGCACCGGUUGAUCUUCUGAGUCCCAGUUUCUUUGUAGUGUAGUGGUAGAGUUGUAUACAGGCAUUACUGCCGGGAUCUGUACCUGUAAUAAAACCAAGUUUUCUGUGAUUUACAUGCAGUUAUCUGACCCUACGUCUCCGUAGUGUCUCUGUUUUUCUUGUAAAUAUUUGUUCUCCCAAAGAAUUAAAGAGGAAAGAAAAAGUUCCUUCAUCACUUUCUCACUUUUAAUUGUUGCAACUAAUGGAUAUUAAAUAAUUGCAGGUACUUUCCAUUCACAUGGCUCUCUUCCCCUUAUUGACCCGGUCUCUUUCUCUUUCCUCCCUGCAGGUUUCUUCAGGUGCAUCCAGCCUGUGUCGAGGAUGAGAGGUUGCUGGUGGGCAUUGUUGCAUUUUUGAAUGCCUACUUCAAACAGGUGCACAGCGAAUCCACAUUUGACCCUGAAGAUAAGGACCUGCGCUGGAUACUGGAGCUGCUCCUCAACCAGGUACAAAUAAUUCAUGCUUUAAGGAAAGCAAGUAAAAUCACUACAGUAACCCUGUUACUUGCAUGAUCAUGGUAUAGAUACACAGGUGUUGGACCCUGUGAGUCCUGAAGCUAAGAGACAUCAGAGCAAGCCAACUGCCAUCAUUAUAUAUUUCUCUCUUGAUGAGCUCUUAUUUAUAUCUUGCCUUGGUGUCUAAAAUACUCUGUUUGUUAGAGAUCUGGUUAGGCUCCCUCAACUCGUACACAGUGUUAUAUACCUGCGAUCAAACCUAGAAUAAACCACACACCAUCAGACAAGCCAAACUUAUUACUGUCUCAUAACCACAUGAAAAUAGUAUCACAGCACAGCACCUAUAACCUGCGGCACUGAUUAUUUCCUGGGCUCUUAACACAAAGUUGAAGUCAUAUGUUUUCCUGGGGAGAGGAAUAACCACACUUGUUCGAGCAGGGAGAGCUACUUUUAGGAUUUAAUCAGUCUCACCUUGGCUUUCUCAUUAAUGUGUGUGUAAACAAUAAGCCCUCCCCUGGCAGCUAAAGCAGACUCAGAUUGAAUGCCUGGUAGGGGUGAACAGUUCUGCUUUGCUCCGACUUUUCUGUAAUUACUGAGCUGUUUCAGGAACAUCUGUCGCUCUCUUCAUUCCCAUGAAGUGUCUUCUGCGUGUGUAUUGCUGGAGAAGACGUUGAGCAUAUUUGGCAGAGAAAUAUAGGUGACAUUACGAGGGUUGUGCUCGUUAAAAUACUGUUUGCGUUUUUUGCUCUUUGGGUCAGUGUGUUUAAAUUUAGAGAUAUAUAUUAUAUUGAUCUAUAUAUAUUGAUCUAUCUGAACAAAGAGUCAGCUUUUUAAUUUUUUGUUUGCCAAGGAUUUUUGGUUUGUUUUUUUCUUUAUUUUUGUAUUUAUUAAUAAUUAGAUGUGGCUUGCCAACAAAGUAAUCUGUAGCAUUCGCUUUUAACUAGGAGUUCCUAACACUUUAUCCAUUUUAAGCUCCACCCUCUUGCCCAUAUAUGGUCAGACAGUGAAAUUUACAGCUGGGCUUGCCAACAAAGCAAACUGUAGCAAAAGCUUUUAAAGUGGGAUUUCCUAACACCUUCCCCACCUUAAGCUCCACCCUCUUGCCCAUAUAUGGUCAGACAGUAAAAUUUACAGGUGUGGCCUGCAAAACAGUCUGUAGCAUUAGCUUUUAAAGUGGGAAUUCCUAACACCUUGCUGAUCUCAAGCUCCACCCUCUUGCCCAUAUAUGGUCAGACGGUGAAAUUUACAGCUGUGGCUUGCCAACAAAGCAAUCUGUGGUUCUCAAGUCCAGCCCUUGAGGCCCACUGUCCUGCAUGUUUUGGAUGUUUCCCUGCUCCAACACACCUGAUUCAAAUGAUCAGCUCGUUAUCAAGCUCUGUGAUGGCUUAAUAACGAGCUCAUCAUUUGAAUCAGGUGUGUUGGAGCAGGGAAACAUUUAAAACAUGCAGGACGGUGGGCCUCGAGGACUGGACUUGAGAACCACUGAUCUAACACCUUGCCCAUCUCAAGCUCCACCCUCUUGCCCAUAUAUGGUCAAAACGGGAUUCCAACAAACUCAAAGCUUUAAAGACAUCCUGUCAAGUAGGUUAAAUUUAGCCAGAAACAGAAGAACAAAAAGGUUAAGACAUUUAUGUAAAGGAUGAUGUGCAGUGUGCAAGCUAUCUGAAUUAAGAUUCCCGACAGGUGAAGAACCCGAGGCAGAGGAGUCUUAUCUCACCAGGAUAAAGAUCAGUCAGAAUCAAGUAUUUACCACAGCCAGCUAGUAAGGAAGCAGGGAAUACCUGUCCUGAGUUUAAAGAAGAUGGAGUGAUAAGCAACAAAGCAUUUUCUAGUUUAACUUACAUAUUAAUAAGAUACAUUUUUAUCAACAACCAUCUAGGAGGCUGCAUCCCUCCUUAAUUUGCUGCUUGGUGUCGAGACCCAGACCUCAACUCAGAACCAAGGGGAGCUGGAAGAGCUGAAAAACCACAUCAGCCAGAGACUGCAGAGAGAACUCACCAGUUUCUUUAACAUCUUACUCCUCCAAGUGACAAAAUCCACUGACAGGUACGCAUAGCAUACCGUAGUCCUCGUGAUGAGUUUCUUAAAUUUCUUAUAAAAUAUUAACCUUGAAUGAAUCAGAAUAUUGAGAAGUUUUUCCUUUUUUUCCCUGCCUUUCAAACAUGAAAUAAAUUCAUCACCAACUGCAGUUUCAGUUCAGGGCCACAGAGGCAUAAUUUUUCUCUUCUCAAUAUGCCACCAAAUUUCUACUCUCCUAAGGAAUUUGCGAUUCAAAAAAAGAAUGAAUGAAGAGUCGUUUUUACUCUGUAAGUGCAGCAGAAAAGGGAAUGGAUUUUAUUUCAAUGCUGCGUUGCUUCCUGUGGGGUUAGAAAAGUGAUUAAUAACUUCAAGAGGAAAAGAAAUUCAAGAAUAUUCUCCACAGUAGGGCUGGGAUUUUUCUGUUUACUUGUGAUUGAAACUCGUCUUUCAUGGUGGUCUUUUCUACCUCUCCUCCAUCUUCCUGCUCGUCUGAUUUGCGUAUUUGUCUCUCUUCCUCGCUCUGUCCCUUCCUUUCUGUCCAGGCUCUGUCUGGCACUAGCGGGCCCCUUCAAGAGCCAGCUGGCACUCCGUUUGCUUCAGUGCCUGCGGGUGUCCGACGCCCCACGUUUCUACGGCCUUCCCAGCCUGGAGAGGACACUGCAGGGCAUGGUCAGCCUCACUGCCCAGCCUGGCUGGAGCUCCCACUGCCCCGACCUGGAGCCCAUGUCCCUCUGCUCCAAGUAUCUCACCGGGCUCCUAGAGGUGUGUGAAUAUGCGUGAGCAGAGUUCUGUGUCUGCUGUGUGCAUAUGCUCAUGUGUUACACGGGCAUAUGCACGCCUCCUACCCUCUCAUCAGAGCCGAGACUGCCAACAGAAAUGGGUAAAAGACAAAGCUCGGUACUUUCUGAGGAAUUAAUUAAAAAGAAGCAGGAUAUGGUUACGGGACAUGAAUCGCAAAAGGUAAAAAUCUCAUUGAUUAGAUAUGCCACACUGAGAAGAUGCUGAUGAGAUUAAUCAACCUCGCCUUUUCCAUCUGUUCCCUUGUUCAACGGUCCGUAAAACAAUAGCCUAACACAGUGAGGACCAGCUUGCACAGCAGUCCUCAGCACAGAGGUGUCCAGACUUUUAUUUUUGACUGGGAACGAAGGCCCCGAGGAAUUGACACAAACAGCUUUGGUAGACAUGUAUUAGGAUGAGAUUAAGGUUAUUUUUUUUCCAGUCUCACUCUCAGAUGGCUACUUCCAUCCAACAAUCAGAUACCUCACGCUCUUCAGCCUUUGACCCACCUCCUACCUGACACUCUCAGCACUGUAGGGCCCUAAAGCUCAGCUGGCCUUGGGCUCCUCUCCCUCUCUUCAUUAGCUCUUCAGCGCAGUCCCACAUCCUGAUGGCAAAUCAAAACAGAAUAAUUAGUCUCUGCUGUAUUUAGCCUUUACUUAGAUGCAGUGGGUUGCAUCACAAGCGUACGAGAAACCAAACAAAUGACAAAGAGACAGGAGACGGAGGAGCGUCAUGUUACACCAAUUAGCAAAUAUGUCGUGUUUCUUCUUUGCAGGUGAUCUCCUCGUUUUAUGUCGAGUGGGGAGGCAACUCCCUCUCUUUUAUGGGGAAAGGUGUGACCAAGAACGCUGUUAUCUGUUUGCUUCACCUGUCCCAUGAGAUGAUGGCUGAGAACAAAGAGAAGGCAAGUGUUAUCAACGCACCGUUUGUUAAGGUAGCGCUGCUAAGGAGUCGGUGAAUAAACGACUGUGAGUCCUUGAAUGUGCAGUAAAUACGACGAUUCAUGUCAGAAACCUAGACUGUGCUCUCUUUCCUUAUCUUUAUCUUCAUCAGGACUUCAUAUCCCAGUGGUCUUUGGGAAAUGAAGCAACCUCUGAGGAGACUAGUGCCUCUCAGCUUGGUUUGGCCUGGCUUGUCCCACUGUGGGUGGACAGAGAUCAAGAGGUGAGGACUCUCUUUUGGCUGUCACACACUCUUACACAUAAAACAUAAUGUCUAAAAGCGUUACAUACAGUCUCCAACAUUAACCCUUCCGGGACCUUUAGAUUUUCCUCCCUCUAAAGUCCCUCGUGGCUGUUAAAAGCCACUUUUUCUGUUGGCUGUAAAAUCAUAUUGGAUUAAUAUUUUUUUCAGAUUUUUUUUCACAAAUUUCUUAUUUUACUUCUGCCCUGUUCGAAACUAGCAAAUGUUUCAUUGAAAACAAUUUUUUUUAACCCUUUAAGUGCCAAUUUAAGACAAAAAGUCACAAAUUUAGCAAAAAUUGAAGGAAAAUGACCCAUUUUUUUUAUAAGACAUGAUCAGAAACUGGUAAUCUCUUGCAGGGUAUUAAAGUCUUGAAUAUGUCAGAGAUUAGUAAUAUAAUUUACUUAUAUGCAUUUUCAGUUUUUCUGUAGCAUCAGAUUUAAUGAAAACUGCCUUUGGCGCCUCCCAGUGGCCAAAACCACUAUUUCUGCUGUAAAAUCAUAUUGGAUUAAUAUUUUUUUCAGAUUUUUUUUAUACAUUUCUUAUUUUACUUCUGCCCUGUUCAAAACUAGCAAAUGUUUCAUUGAAAAUAAAAAUUUUAACCCUUUAAGAGCCAAUUUAAGACAUAAAGUCACUUAAAAAGCAAAAAAAUGGAAGGAAAAAGAAGGAAAAUGACCCAUUUUUUAAAUAAAACAUGAUCAAAAACUGGUAAUCUCUUGCAGGGUAUUAAAGUCUUGAAUAUGUCAGAGAUUAGUAAUAUAAUUAACUUAUAUGCAUUUUCAGUUUUUCUGUAGCAUCAGAUUUAAUGAAAAACUGCCUUUGGCGCCUCCGAGUGGCCAAAGCUACUUUGUCUGCUGUAAAAUCAUAUUGGAUUAAUAUUUUUUUCAGAUUUUUUUUCAUACAUUUCUUAUUUUAAUUCUGCCCUGUUCAAAACUAUCAAAUGUUUCAUUGAAAAUAAAAAUUUUAACCCUUUAACGGCGAAUUUAAGACAUAAAGUCUCUUAUGAAGCAAAAAAAUGGAAGGAAAAUGGAAGGAAAAUGACCUCUUUGCUUCAUAAGAGACUUUAUGUCUUAAAUUGGCCCUUAAAGGGUAAAAAUUUUUAUUUUCAAAGAAACAUUUGCUAGUUUUGAACAGGGUAGAAGUAAAAUAAGAGCUGUAUGAAAAAAAUCUGAAAAAAAUAUUAAUCCAAUAUGAUUUUACAGCAGAAAUAGUGGUUUUGGCCACUGGGAGGCGCCAAACGCAGUUUUUCAUUAAAUCUGAUGCUACAGAAAAACUGAAAAUGCAUAUAAGUAAAUUAUAUUACUAAUCUCUGACAUAUUCAAGACUUUAAUACCCUGCAAGAGAUUACCAGUUUCUGAUCAUGUCUUAUAAAAAAAAUGGGUCAUUUUCCUUCAUUUUCCUUCCAUUUUUUUUGCUUUUUAAGUGACUUUUAUGUCUUAAAUUGGUCCUUAAAGGGUUAAAAUUUUUAUUUUCAAUGAAACAUUUGCUAGUUUUGAACAGGGCAGAAUUAAAAUAAGAAAUGUAUGAAAAAAAAUCUGAAAAAAAUAUUAAUCCAAUAUGAUUUUACAGCAGAAAAGGCAGUUUUGGCCACUGGGAGGCGCCAAAGGCAGUCUUUCAUCAAAUCUGAUGCUACAGAAAAACUUAAAAUGCAUUGAAUUCAAUUAUAUCACUAAUCGCUGACAUAUUCAAGACUUUAAUACCCUGCAAGAGAUUACCAGUUUCUGAUCAUGUUUUAUUUAAAAAAUGGGUCAUUUUCCUUAAAUUUUUCCUUCCAUUUUUUUUUGCUUUUUAAGUGACUUUAUGUCUUAAAUUGGCCCUUAAAGGGUUAAAAUUUUUAUUUUCAAUGAAACAUUUGCUAGUUUUGAACAGGGCAGAAGUAAAAUAAGAAAUGUAUGAAAAAAAAUCAGAAAAAAAUAUCAAUCCAAUAUGAUUUUACAGCAGACAAAGUAGUUUUGGCCACUGGGAGGCGCCAAACGCAGUUUUUCAUUAAAUCUGAUGCUUCAGAAAAACUGAAAAUGCAUAUAAGUAAAUUAUAUUACUAAUCUCUGACAUAUUCAAGACUUUAAUACCCUGCAAGAGAUUACCAGUUUCUGAUCAUGUUUUAUUAAAAAAAUGGGUCAUUUUCCCUCAAUUUUUGCUAAAUUUGUGACUUUUUGUCUUAAAUUGGCACUUAAAGGGUUAAAAAAACUGUUUUUAAUGAAACAUUUGCUAGUUUCGAACAGGGCAGAAGUAAAAUAAGAGAUUUGUGAAAAAAAAUCAGAAAAAAAUAUUAAUCCAAUAUGAUUUUACAGCCGACAAAACAAGUGGCUUUCAACAGCCACGAGGGACUUUAGAGGACGUUUUUCUGUCCUGGCUUUAUUAUUGACUUGGUGAAAAUUUUGAAUUCAUGUUUUCAAAUAAAAUUUCAAAUUAAGCUUAGAAAAAAAAAUUCAUCACAUUUGCUGCAGUAAAAAAAAAGUUAUAUCCAAAUUAGUCUCUAGCUCUAUCAUAAAUUGGCUGUUAAAAGCCCGAAGGUGCUCACCGUUCGUUCUUCAGCUCGACUUCAAUAACUCCCUCUGUCAUAAAGCCGAGUUUCAAGUCGCUUGACUUUUGGGACGAAUGAAACCCACUAGAGUCGCAAAAGAACUCGCAGAGAAAAAAGAAGCACAUGACAGCCAGUCACAGCAAAUUCUCUGUCUUUCUCCAAAAAUAAGUUCUAACAUGAGAGUCACUCUAAAAAGGCUCCCAUGACAAGGUAGACACUGCCAUCAUCAGUUUAAAUGUUAGUCUUAUGAACAACCAGUACUUUCAAAUCCACAAUUAAAGUGACUCAAUAGAUGUCCCCAAACAUUAGCAGCAUCAAAGUUUUUGAAAUGCUGGUUUUGGCUCUUGAGGUGUCCAUAAAACUCAAGAUCUUUUUGUCUCUUGCGUUCUCACGUCAGGUGAGGUGUGCCAGUUUGGGUUUGGGUGCAGCUCUGUCCUCAGUGCCCAGCGGGUGUCAGGCUUUGUGCGCCAGCUGUCAGAACAUCAGCGGAGGUCUGUGGGGCACCCUGCUCAACAUCCUUUUAGAUCAGCAGGAGAGCAGCAUGGUCCGCAGAGAGGUACUACAAUACAACUGCAAAUGUUACUCCUCUGUCUGAGAGUAAAUCACUUAAUCUGUUGUUUAUUUUAGUAAAGAAACACAGAAUAAGAAAAUAGAUCUGUUUAUGAUUUUAUAUUUUAAUGAGAGUGAGCUUUUUAUUUCUUUGUCUCAAACUAAACUUGUUGUGGUCAGAAAUAGCAGCUGGACUCCUGUGUAUUUCCAGCUUUAUACAGGCAGAUGGCACUGUUGCUGAUGCAGUCUGACUCGACCCAGUGUGUGCACAACUCUCUUUUUUUCUGCUUUGUGUGUCCAGGCUGCAUUUAUCCUGCAGAAUUUGCUGGUGAUGCCCAUGCCUGCCAACGCGGAGGAGGCCAAGGACUCCCACUGGCAGGUCAGCAGCUCUGCCAGCCAGUUGAAAAGCUUUUAUAGACCGUGAAGAGUUUUUUUUUUUAACUCCCUCUCUCUCUCUUUCACUUUGUGUCUCUCUCUUCUCCCUCCCAAACCAAUACAUUACUUAAACUCUGCGGGGUUCAAACUGGGGGGUAGCUGGUGUACUAGCCCUCAGAAUAAUAAUAGUUUAAUCGCCGUCUAAACCAUCAUUUUUAUGUGUGAUAGGCAAGAGGGAGCUGUAGCCACAAAUCUGAUGUAGUUGUAAUUGGAGAAAGAUAGGAUAGGGAACACAAGUUAUUUUACAACAAUUUAAUGUGCAUUCAUCUUUUUGCAUCAUUUUAACACCAGCUCUCUUGUCUCCUAGCACCCGUGUGUCCAUGAUGAGGUGUCCGGUGUGUCUUUGGUGGGUCUCCCGGCCCUCCAGGCUCUGCUCUACCACUGUCAGUACUUCCAGCAUGUGGCUGUCUGUGCCUCUAGUUGUUACCAAGGCAGGUACACCUUCCACUCGCACCCUCAAGGUGGCGCCAUCAGAGGAUCAGCUCCUCAGGGGAGCAAUUCACUCGGUAGGUUUAAUGUUUUGAUCAUGUUACCUUUAAUUGUGUGUAUUUGAGCUGUUCUUACAUGAAAACGCUUGUCCAGAUUCAGAGAAUUCUCUGUGGUUUUGGAGAUGCGACCCACCUGCACCCACCGCCAACUCCAGCAGACCCUCCAGCUCCCUCUCCACUUCGAGCACUGUGGUCAGCAAUGGCUUGUACCCUCAAAAACCUGCAGACAUUACAACAUGAAACAAAUAGCUGCAUCUGCAUAUGUCUUUAUAUUGUUGUUUACAGAUAAGAGGUUCAGGCCCACACACUCCUAAGAGUCCCUCCCCUUUGAGCAUCACAGAAGAAACACCUGCCAGCAGACUGACAGCUCAAGGUACCACAGAGAGAGAGAGAUGAAGAGUGUGUCUGUGUGUCGAGAGGUGCAGACACAUUUACAGCUGAAUUAACGGAGCGUGAAUCAGUUGUUCGUAUCACGUAAACUCUCACAUGUUUUUCCUCUGACCUGGUAACCCUCGCUGUGGUCAGACAGUUAUAAACUCGAACCAUCUGCCAUAUUUUUGUAUUUAUGUUUCAGUCUUACAUUUAAAGUUCAGAUGUAGAUCAAUGUUUUCCGCUUUUUAACCUCACGUUGUUGAAGGUUUUUUUUUUUUUUCCUGUGGUCAUGACCUAAAUCAAACAGCGCAAUGUAGAGGUGUCUCCAUUAGUCUUCUAUUGAUGUGUCUGACAGGUCAGAGUGACACAGACACCAGUGAGUCAGCCACCUCCCAAGACUCCCAACAGGGUGAGCCCUCGGCCAUGGAACCUGUUGUCAUGGUAACUCCUGAACUCAUGGCGGCCCACUGCGGCCUGCUGGCAAACCUGCUGGCCAUCCUGCCAGAAUUCACCCUCACUGCUGUGCGACACAACCAGCUCCUCCAGGCACUGGCCAGGUAGGAGGCUGCACACACACACGACCAUCUCUGAUGUGUUAAUCACAAAGAAAACAAAGGGAUAACCGUUAUCCUUUAUCAAUCUCUUUCACAUGUUUCAAUCUUUUUUUUAUUUUUAUAUUGGGCAUUAAAUGGGCAUCUAUGUACUAGGUUACAGUUUUCUCUGUUAAAUUCUUUGUUUAUUAAGAGCAUUCAUUUCACAUUUAUUCUUCUACAAAGCAUCAGAGUUCCUACAGGUUCGCCCUCUUUUUUCAUUCGAGCUCUCCCAGAGACUCAGCUCCUUGUGAGUAAUAAACACUUAAAUUAUUAACAAUAAAAAGAAGAGAGAAAAAGCUACUGGAUAUAAUAAAAAAUUAAAAAUCUGGUUUUAUCCUCACUCUUUUCCUCUGUUUAGUCAGAUAAAACCUGUUCUGAAGGGCAUAAAAGUAGUCAGUCCACCUGGUCCUCAGCUGAUAAACUAUCCCCUUUAAACUCAGCCUUUUCAUGUGUUUUUAUACUGUUUUUUAUUCAGUUUUAUCUACAGUUGCUUUCAGAGUUUAGCGAUUUUCUUGUGAAAGCUCUUUUGCUUGCUGACCCACAGUAUCUGUUCCAAAGUGCCACCAAUCAUACUCCGCCCACUGAACAAAAGGUCAUUCAUAUAUACUUAAUAACACACGAAAAGGACAUUUUCUCCAAAUUGUUCAAACUGUGUUCAAUAUGUUCAUGAAUAUUCUGCUCGUGAGACCAAAUGAGCAGGUAUUCUAAAUACUGUUAUGUAGGGUGACCAUAUUCUGACUUCCCAAAAAGAUGACAUGACUACACGGGGGCGGAAUUACAGAGUCACACAAAGUUAAUUUUAAUAGUUUUUCGGGUCGGAUUGAGUGGCUUUUACGCGCUUCUAACUUAGUAAGUCCACAUGACACAAACUCGAAACUUACGUACAAAGUCGCGAACAUUUGAAGGAUUUUAUAAACCUCCCCGGACAAAGCCAGACAGGCCGGACAGCCCCCAAAAGGAGGGCAUGUCCAGGUAAAGAAGGACGUAUGGUCACCCUACAGUAAUGGUUAGCAUGAUUUAUAAUGUCCAACAGGUGCUACCACUUCCCUGAUAUCUGUUUUGUGGCAUUGUGAUUUCAUACAUGAUUCCUUUUCUCUUUUCUCCCUCAGAAAUUCUCGUUUCCUUUUGCCUCUUUUGUUUUCUAAACUUUGUAGCUUUAUGCUUGGAUUGAAUCAUUUUCAAGCACGACUCUUUCCUAGCAUAUCAAAAUGGCCCCGAAAUAUAGUGAUGGCAAUUAUAGCUAUAAGACAUAAAAUUAAAUAUUGAAUUUCCCUUCAGGGAUCAAUAAAGUUCUUCUUCUUCCUCUUCAAAGUUAAAUUAUGGCACACUGUCUGUGUGUAGAAAAGGCUUUACAAUCAUAAAACAAGCACUUACAGCUCUGGUAACAUAUUUUUCUCAUUUUUCGUCAUGAUUGAUGAUGAUGUGUGUAAAUAUGUUUAUUUAUGGUUCUGGAGAGAAUAAAUGCUAAUCAUAGCGCUAAUCUCCUUCAGAUAUUUCUUAUAAACUCCCACACUUUCCAUCAUCUCUCUUUUCUGCUCCAGUCUGGUGGAUACCGAGCCCAUUGAGAAAUGUCUGAAGGAGCUAAAGACUCCAAACAUCCUUCCAGGAGAGAGAGAAGAUAUCAAGAGCCAGGUGAGAACAGCUGAUAGACAGUUCUCAAGAGUUUUUCAACUUUUUUGUUAGUAUGACUUAUCAGGAAAAAUGUGGGUUGGUACAGUGUAGCUCUAGCUUCAGUGCAGCGCGAGGUUGUCUGAGGGCACCUCCAGCUUUCAGUGUGGGCGGAAUAUUCAAGAAGCUCAAACUUAAAGCAUUGUUUUGUAAGUUUGGGGGAUUUUUUGCUGUUUCAUCUGAAUAACUUCUCCUCCCUUUACAUCCAUACAGUUGGUCACAUUACUUCAGUUCCUGUCCAGCUUCUCCAAACUGCUGCAGUCAUGUGUCACAGUGAGCCAGGAGCUGAUUGGUCAGAUGGACUUUCUGAAGCAGCUGUUGACGACUUUAGCGGCAGUGCUCAUGCUGGAUACUAAAGGAUUAGGUCAGAAGCUUAAGUUUUAAUUGAAGUAAGAUUAAUCAGUUUAGUAAGAUGACCUUGUAAUAGCUGUCAGAAUGGCAACAUAUGAAUCUCCUUAUUUUUUUAGGAAUCAAAAUAAAGGUGUGUUUCCAGAGUUAUAAUUUCAGGUACUAAAUUCAGGUACUAAAACAGAUGUGCUUAACUGAAAGCCAGAGUUCAAAUAGUGAAAACCAGGGUAACACUUUAUUUGACACCUAUAACAAAUUAUAAAUAUAUGUAUAAUGUGUUAUAUAUAAUGUGCCAACCACUUUAUAGUACUGUAUAACUUAAGUUAUAAACACUCAUAAACACUCAGUCGGUCUUCCUGUCGGCGUGAAGAGCAGUAGCCUACAGUUUAUGUACAGUAUAUAAAAUACUGUAGAUAUCUACGGUGUAUCUAUUUUUUUAUAACUUCAUAAUUUUUUUUAAAAAUCAAUAUAAAUUAAAAAUAAAUUAAUCGGUAAUCUGAUUUUUUCCUCCCCUAAUAAUCGGCAUCGGCCCCAAAAAAUUCAUAUUGGUCAGGCUCUAAUACUUACACAGUGCUAUAACGUGAUUUUAACACAUUAUACAUAUAUUUUAAUGUGCAGCAGAGAUAGGCAUCAAAUAAAGUGUUACCAAGACCAGAAACGGAUUUAAAACAUCUUAUUCCUGCUUCUGAAAAGGCAAAUAACCAAUCAUAGUGAAAGAUUACAAAUUGGCAUCAGGUCUGGCCUCUUUGUGUACGCCCCCAGCUAACUUCCAGAUAACAAACCUAAUAUUAGUUAGCUUAAAGUGAAGUAGUUAAAAUGCUAGUAUCAGCUGUUAGCAGAUGAAAUAUUCGAUAUGGUGCCAUACUUCAAAGUACAGUGAAAUACCCCUCCAGAUUUGUAGCUGUAUUUUAAGUGGGAAUUUGAUACCACACUGAAAUCAUUAAAAACCUUUAAGACAGCGGUGCAACAUAAUCAUAUAUCUGAUAACAGAGUGUCUGUGUAUACUCUGAAUUUGUGUCUCCAUCAUGCUACAAAAGUGAGUCCUAUCCUGACAUUUACCUGACCCUCCCUGCAGUGUGUUCUGCAGUGUGGCUCUGUGGCUGCCUCAUGUCAUAAAAUUAGUGACUCACUCCUUCCCUCCUCAGAUGCAGGUACCCGGGCCGCGGUGUGUGUGUGCUGGGCAGACGUGUUUAUGCUCCUGGCUACUCUGGUGAGGAGGGACAGCUCAGCAUCAUACCCAUCUGUCUCUGCUGCACUGGGGAGACGCUGGCGGACAUUCACAGGUACACAGACACUCUGCACUGUCUGUGUGUGUGAAUGUGUGUGUACGUGUGUGUAAGAGUGACUCAAUUAAUUACUGUGAUGUAGGCGGAAAAUCAUCCAUCAUACAUCAUUGCUUACAAUUCAUAAAAAUAGCUUCUUGUCUUUUGGAGACAUUGUGGUACUUUGUUGAAUAUAAACAUCCCUCUGAGGAGAAAGAGUUAAGAUCUUGAGUCAUGAUGAAAUCAGGCUGAAGAGUCGUUUUUUUUCCUAAUCAUAAAGGCUGAUAAUCAUGAUUAGGAUAAUUACGCUGAUUAGUGUAACUCGCUAAAUAAUCAGGAUUAGCAUUUUAGGUUUAAUUUUGCAUCUUUAAUUCUGGCUCCCAAAAAUCCCUCAUAUUAACACACAUCAUUGCAUCAUUACUGUGUGUAUUAACUUCCCUGAACAGAUGCUAGGGUAGGAUAAUUACAUCCUGUCCUUAAACUACCUCCACUCCUCCCACUCAUCUUCCUCUGUGAUUAAUGGCGUAGCAGGGGAAUCUGAUGAGUCCAGUGAAAGAUGAAUGCUAAGCCUUUGUGUGUGUGUGUUUUUGUCUGUGCGCACAUGUUGUUGAUAUCUUGGUGCCUGCGUACACAUUUAGAUGACUAGUGUGUUCUCCGACAAAUAUCAAGCUGUCAGGGGUUCAAACUAUGAAUUUGCUCCUUUGUCACGCUGUGAUUCAGUCUGUUUUGCUGUGUCAUUCAUUAAAAAGAAAAGUAUUCUUCCAGCAACUUCGUCUUUUUAGUUUUCCCCCGUGUGCUCGCAGGAACGCUCUCAGUGUGUGUGAAUGAGAAGCUCCCGGAUCCUUUUCUUCACACCGUGGCUCUGCAGUUUCUCUGUGCUAUCUUCACCGAGGAGGCGAAGAAUCAGGGCGUAGAUGUCACAAACUCUAAACCUGCUUCAGCUUUGUCUGACGUUGUGAAUGGUCCCCCAGCCAGCCAACUGUGUGAACUGUUACUGCAGGUAGGUGAGGUGUGGAGGUGUGGUGAGAGGUAUUCUGUCUAGACCUCGGUGCGCAGUGGGAGUUCAAUCUGACUAAACUUGAUUGCUUUUUAUAUACAAUAGUGUAUGCGCUCAAGGCAGUCUGAAAACUUUGAAGCUAACUUUUAAGAGUGUGUUAUUGUGGGGACUGAUUGAAGACUAUGUUCCUCCUUGACUGCUGAUGCCAGAGUUUGGAGAAGAGGACCCUUCAGGACCCUUUAAAGAAGCUGACAGCUCGAACCCUGAUGACACUGUUAGCCUGCAGCCACACCGCUCAGAGCCAUGCAGCCAAAGGUAAAACCCCCGAACCUUAGGCUACAGUCAGUCACCUGUUACAACCUCUUUGAAGAUUUUAAGUGGGUCACCAACUUGUCUAGUGGUUCACCACAAGAUUAACCAAGAAGUCGGUUCUUUUGCAUCAGCUAAAAAAAUCUUCCUUUACGAUCUAUCCUUCAAUUUAAAGACGAUCUUUUGGGCUUUUUGCCCUAAUUUGAUUCGACAGCUUUUGUGGAACAGGAAACGUAGGGAGAGAGAGAGAGGGAAUGAUACAAACCAAAUCCUGUUGGGACUGAAGAAAAGAUCCUACUAACAGCACAAAGACAACUGCAGCCUCUCUUACACAGGGCACCAAACCCACAACCCAACAUCCCCCAUGUUUUGAUGCUACUUGCUUCAGACAUCAAUAUGAACAUGGCGGCCGCUUUAUCAGUCAAUAUAUAUAGCACUUUUCAUACACAAGCAUACCCGGAUCUACCAACCCAAUCCCUCAUUCCGACCCCACGAUCUAAACGCAACAGAAACAUGUACUAAAAUGUCUAAACUUGAAAAGGGCUUGAUUCAUAGAAACAGAAAUGUGCGCACUGAGGAAAUGCCAUUUUAUAAUUCAAGAUAAGGAAACACUGGAGGUUAGAUUAAAAUCUAAAAACAAAGUAACACAAAAUGAAAUUUGAGAAGUAACAAAUAAAAGGAAAUAAAAAAAAACAGUAAAAGAUACUACAAUAAGAGCACCAAAAUAGCUCAAUGAAAGAUGAUCUUGUCAUUAAAACUAGAAAGAGAUACAUGCUAAAACACUUCAACAAAGUUGAUGAUAUAAAAUCUAGUUAAACACAAGACUAAAGAGGUACGUUUUGAGUUUGGUUUUCAAAUCGUUAGGGUUAGAUGCAGUCCUUAGGUCUUUAGGUAAGCUUCACCCUCAUUUUCUUCUCUCAAACGCUGCCAUGUUGCACUUCUGAUUACAAGGUUUGGGAAUGCUAUAAGAAACAGUGACCUGAGGAAUUACUUUGCAGUAAACGGAUGGUAAAAAUCAAAAGUGACAGUGGGCCAUACCUCGAAUUAAACCAAUGUGUGAAGGUUGUGAAUUGCAGACUUUUCUGGCUUGUAUGCCAAAUGCCUAUAUCUUAUUUUGUUUCAAUAGUGAUUUAGAUACAAUGCAUCUAAGUAAGAAAAGAUCCCUGUAACACUGUAACAGUAGCGGAAAGACGGUCAUGAUAUGUUCUGGUAUUUAGUUUUCCCCUGGUUUUGGUUACCUUAGUGUAUUUUCUGUGUGUUUCUUCCUAGUGUUCCUGUUCCCCUGUUGUCCAGUCGUGUGAGUUUUCAGUUUGUGUUUGACCCUGUUUCCCUCCUGUUUUCAAUGUCUUAUCCUUUGGUUCAGUUUCCUGUUUUAUUUUGUAGUAGUUGAUUCCUUGUGUUUCUAGUCUGGUUUUACUUCCGUAGUUUUCCCUCCCUCGUUAAUCACUCAUGAGUUUCACCUGUCUCGUUAGCCUCACCUGUGUCACGUUUGCUUCACCUGUUGCUCGUUACCCUGUGUGUAUAGUCCCUGUCUUCCCCUCUGUCCUUCUUGGUUCAUUGUAUGUAUGUCAAUGUGUAUGCUUCAACAUGUCCCCUGUUGCUCCUCAGGAUUUUUGUGGAUUUUUCUCUUUUGCUGCUUUUUUUUUUUUUUUCAUUUCGUUCUUUUAAUUAAAUCAUUGUGUUGUUCUGCAUUUGGGUCUCUUUCUUUGUUUAACCCUGUACGUUGUGACAGAGAAUAAGAACAAUGGGGAACAAAAACACUAUGAAGAAACACACAAAAAAAUACACUCAGAUAACCAAAACCAGAACAUAUCAUGACAAAGACUUGGCUGUCCAGUUGCAACUUGACUGAGAAGUCAAAUCAGGUAAUAUCAGAUCCUAUUCUAACCUCUGUUUUUUUAUAUUUCCAGCUGGUCUUAUUGACAGCUGUGUAGAGCAGAUGAAGCAAACUCACUCCCAACUCCACUUGGAGUCCGUCCGACCUGGUAAAGCCUCUCACCGCAGAAAGGUAAGUAGAGACUAUGUGGAAAUUUCCAGCUUCAGCAGCUUGGAGCUGCCAGUCUUUUUCUUUCCAUUUGAUGUAACGACAACCUGAACUCAUCACGGUGGAGUUUUUCUGGGCCAAAAUCUUGUUGUAGUUCUCAGCAGUGAACCCCCUCGCUGUUCUGGAGCUGCCGGAGAGUGCUUUCAUCUCGAACGUCUGAACAUAUUGCUUUUUGUUUUGUCUUUCUAUAUUAUCAGGAAGAAAGCUAUUUAAAGGAGAUCAAGCUGACUGUGGAGAUCCUGCGGAGCGCUCUUUAUCGCAACGAUGAAUGCAAAGUGAGCCUCUGUGUCUUGCCUUUUAAUUCCCUGCUGCUAAUUGUUUUUUAAUGGAACCUCGGAGUACCAAUGCUGAGCCUGUAAAUGAGAUCCAACUUAAUGUGCACGGUCCUGCUAACAUGUCAGCAAGUUUAGCUUCUUAAACCCUGUAAUGGCAUUACUUAUGGAGCAUAUUAGCCGGUUCUCAUUUUCUAAGUGGCCUUUUAGUCACUGGUGGUUACCUUGGACUAAGUAGCCAGGAAGGCUCAACUGGCGUGAUUUUCCCUGCGAUUAUUCUCCUCCUUGUGUGUUUCUCAUGCACGCUUAGAAAAACACCAGAGCAAUUUAUGUUGAUUACUGCCAUCUGUGUUUGUGCUGCUGUAUAAAUCAGGCUUUCUCUAAUGUAUUGUAUUGCUUUUUAAGUGUGCUACUUAAAACGUGUGCGUGCGUGAUCCAUUAUUUUUACUCGUGUGUCUGUGUAGACGGUGGCCACAGAUGCUCGCCUGACACUGGCACUCUUUGCUCUCUGGCCUUGGCUCCUGUUGGAUGACCCCACCAUGGAGGCGGCGCUGGAGCUUCUGUGCGUCUACACCGCCAACUGCGCCACAGGUCUGUUUGUGUAUGUGUGUGUGUAUGUGUGUGUGAUUGUGUGUCUGUCUGUGUGUCUUAUGUGUUUGUACAGGCACUGUGCCUGGCCCGUGCCUGCCCGUCGCCCCCGCCUACAGUUAGCAGUCCGACUGAGUCACACACGCUUCACACUAUGAGGCCCAUUGUCCUCCCAAAUGACCGCUGAACAACAUUGUGUCUCACUGUACGACUGUUUGCCUGCCAGCCACAAUGGGCACAGUGUCAUGAUCAGGGGUCAGGCUGCAUGGCCGUCACACUGUAUGUAUGGCACCGGGUGUCAGACCAGUUGGAGACGAUGUGGGGGAGCACACAGUGUCUCUGUGUUUCCUGAUAUUUUAGUAUUCCAUCGUGCGAAAUGUAGGCGCUGCGUAUGUUCAACUUAGAAGAGCAAAAAGGCUGGCGGAGAAAAAAAGCCAGUCGAGUGGAUUCACGGGGAGGAAACAGUGGGGAAAUUUGACUUUGAUAAAUGCCUCAUGGUGCCUUUGAUGUGUCUGUGUGUGCGUCUGGUGUCGCUAUGCAAUGAAAAUCGGUUUCAUCAGUGAAAGGAAGGGAAGUUUCAUGUGCGACGUGUCUGUGCCUUUCUGCGUGUCUCUGUAUGAUUGGCACCGGAUCCUCAGUGGGUGCGUGUGCUCUGAUCUAAACUCACUCGCUUUAGACCCCUCGUAUGCUCAAGCUGUGAGGUACCAGAAAUCAGUGAAGUCAGGCACAGUAUUUCCCUAAAGGUGAACUGAACAGCAGGUUGUGUUCGGGCUGCAUGCAGCCAGGCUUAGUAUUACACCAUCCACCCUCGGGCUACCAUUGCGUCUCCGGAGACUGCUACACUUCCUGUGAAUGUUUCAUCUCUAGUCUGCCUCCUUCAUCCAAGGCUUUGUUUGUACUGCUAGUUCAAGUUAGAUUGUUGUUGUUUUUUUUUGUCUGUGCCACACAUUCUCACAGAUAUUUUUUUGUAGCAGCCCCAAAACUUGCUCCAGCAGACAUAAAACCGUAUAUAUCCUCUAUGAAAUGAUCAAUCCAAUACAAACAAAUCAAUGAGGUUUCUUGCAGCAGUGGGAAGGCUUUUGACUCUCAUCAGAGGACGGGGAUCUGUUAUGAGUCAGGGCUCUCUUGUCAGUUCUGUGAUAGACCAGCGUUUUUCUGACAGGUAUUGGGAUAACCUCAGGCUACCAUCAGUGCACGCCUGUUGCUGUAUGUUACCACUCCUGGAUUAGCAUAACCAACAAGCUGUCAUGUUCCUCAAUAAGCAGCAUCAAUCAGUGUCAGACUGUCUUUUCACAUUUAUAUUCAAUUUGUAUAUAAUCUGCAACUGCAGCAAUUAGCCAUGUCAGUUAUCCUGAUGGCAAUGUGGAGCCAAAAGAGAGAUUUUUUUUUUUUUUUCUGGCCUCUCUUAUUUGUGCGUUAUAAAUCUGUGUUUACGUUCCUGAAUGAUGUUGAAGUUGAAUAAAUUGCAACUAUCGCCCCGGGCUAAAUAAUGUCUCUCCUUCCAAGAGUAAAGAAACGCUUGUUUUCAUCAUUAGUCAGAGCUGUCAGAGUGAAUGAUAAUUAAAAGACAGUCAAAAGAUAAAACAUCUUUUCCAAAGCUAUCUGACUCCACAUGUGAGGCCUCUGCUGCUGCUGCUGCCUCCAAACACAUUUUGAACACUCUAUAAAGAAGCGUGGCAGCUCCGUCUUUAAGGUGCAGUUUGUCCUGUCUGUGUGCGAGACGUCUGCUCUUCUUCAUCAUAUCUGUCGUUCGGCGAGACAGCUUGUUCAGCGAAACAAGCCGUGCGUAGAUGUUUGAGUACUGUGUGCAGACAGCCGUGCAGCCCAGCAGGUCAAGUCUUUUUUUUUUUUUUGUGGCUCCUGGCUGCAAAGCUAGUUAACUGUGUGGUAAACAGAAAGAAGCAGGCAGCUCCAAAAGCAACAAGAAGAGAGCAUUUUGCUGAGUGUUGUACUGUUUUAGUGUUGGACUUUAGAGCUGUUAGCAGUGUCCGAAUGCAGAGCUGUAGAGCUAAAACUCGGUGAAUCCUGAGCUAACUUUGCUGCCCUGAAUGUGAUCAAUCAUAGGAAAUGUGUUGUUCAAAUGUCUCUGGUAGGGCUGGGUGAUAUGGGAAAAAGUUCAUCACAGAUUUUUUUUUCAUGUCAGUGGAUAUUGAUAAAUAUCACAAUAUAAAAAAUGAAAUUUUAAAGUGCUUAUUGGGAGCAUGUUUUUCGCAAUACAAUAAGCUACUGCAUCUGUGAGGUCUUUGUGUCUCUGACUUUUUGACGUAAGGCGUUGCGCUAGAGAAAGUGGACUGAAUGGUCAGCUGUUUUAGCUGCACAGGCGCCAUGGGCUCCUUGCGCGACUCUGGGUUUGUAACCUUUUAAAUUGCGCAUGCUCUGCUGCGUAGCACUGCUUCAGGUGGUGAAAAAUAUUUGAGGUAGUCCCUGACUUUGUGAGAACAUGUAGUCGACAUAAUUUGCAAUGCACAUUACACUGCUUCAUGUCCGUCCUUAAAAAAGAAAAAUACCUCCAAACCACCAAUGUUUUCGUGCCAGUGUUGUCGACGAUGUCUUCCGUGCGUCCCUGAGCUGCCUGCUUCAGAUCCGUCACUCUGCUGCGCUGUGAGGUAGUUAGUGGAUGAAGAUUUUCAUGUGGUCACUGCGCCAUCUACAGGAUAAGUCAGGGUACUUUUCAAAUGGCGGAACAUUUUCAAAGUGAAACCGAAUCUUAUUCUCCACAUUUUGUUUCUGAAAAUAUCUGCGAAAAUCUGUGAGUUUUGGCCAAUUACCAAUUAGUCGGGCUAAAACUGGCCAAUUUAAUCAGCUCGCCGAUAAAUCUGUUGGGCCCUAAUUGAUAUUGAGGGAAACUAAUUUUCAACAUAUAUUAUCUAUUUAUCGCCCAGCCCUAACUCUGGUUUUAUCUCCUUCUUUUCAGCGUGUAGUUCCCUCUGCAGCGGUGGUCCAGGUGCUGCACCGGGCUCUAAAGGCACCCUGAGCAACUCUCUAAUGCACUGCAUCAUGAAGCUGGCCUCAGGGGUUGCCCCAGAUAACAGUCAGGUCCAGAAGCUGGCUUUCUCUCUGCUGGCUAACCUCGCCAUGUCCAGAGACUGCAGGGGCCUCCUGCAAAAGGUAACACAACAUAUCAAUAAAUAGCCAAGUGAACAGUUUUUAUGAGAAGGUGCUACUUCAAUAAUUGUAUUUAUAAACCACUCAGGUUCAGUGGUUUUCCUCAAAGUUAAAUUGGCUCAGAAAAUCAAAGUCACGAGCUUAACAGAUCAAACUGAAGUGAGAUUUGCAGUGUUACAGACUGAAAAAAGAGAUACACGGUGUUAGUUAUUUAUGACAUCAGCUUCUGUUGCACUGAAGCUGUCCAAAAUCUCACCCUCACACUCAUGCUGGGAAAUCUUUUUCUAAACUUUGGACCUGCUCCUAAUUAUCCGUUCACAAGUCUCUCAAACCCCGACGUUAACUCCUUCAUGUCUUGUCAUUUUCAGAAUAACUUCCUCCAAGCAUUCCUGUCGGUGCCGAUGCCUAAGGGAGGCGGUGUGAGGGCCGCAUCUGUGAGCUGCAGCAGUGGGAGCCUGCUGGGCCUGUGGUUAAGGCUGCUGGUGAACGUCUCGUUCGCGGAGGACGGCCAGCAGAGUAUCCUUAGGGUGACCGGAGCCCUGGAGCUGCUGGCAGACCUGGCACCGCAAUGGCACCACGCUCUGCUCACCCUUCAUAACCUCUGCUUCUGCUCUGCCAACAAGCCACAUGUUCUUGCCAACGGUACGCAGGAAAAGCAAGAGUUUAAUUGUUUGUCACGUGUGGAUUUUAAGUGUUUGAACAGGAAAAAAAACAAGAAAAAAACGGUAAUAUUUAUAGAACGUAUCCUUGCUGCAUGAAUACAUUGUCAGCUUCAGAUGUAUGUAUCAAACACCACCUGUGAGAGCUAAUGAACAAAUAGUUAAAGGAUACUUUUAUCAGGGUAUAAUAGAUAAUAAUGAUCUGGUGGUUGAGAAAAUAAAUGCAACAGGAUGCACGCAUGAAUACAAGUAAAUGCCGAGUAUCAUUCUUCGGAUGCAUGUCGGCUGUUAAAGGUUUCUAAGAUAUGUAGAUGGAGUGAAGAAAGGAAGUAGCAGAUUGCGGCCCCCUCUCACAGCUCAGGCUGCAGGUGGGUGCUGUGACACUAGGUGGGUGUGAAGCGACAGAACUUAUGGUUUCCUGUGGAAAUAUCCGAUUUCCUGUAUAUGUUGUGACAGCAUGACAUUGAUGUUUGUGAUAUGAUUGUUUUCAAACUUUCCAUAGAGCUGAUAAAGGAAUUGAAACUAGUUUGACUGAAAUAGGAACAAAAAUAAUGUGGAUUGUGGUUUUAGUGGAUCUUCGUUAAGACUGUCUUUCUUAAAAGAUUAUUUCCUACAUUGUGAAAUAAAGAGACACAUUUUACUUAUUUAAAAGCAAGUUGUUUAUGUCACUUUUUAUGUUGUUUUUUUCAGGCAAAGCCAUGAAAGUGUUACUGAGCUGUUUGGACAGUAAAGACACGGAAACCUGCUGUAUGGGAGCUUCUGCACUUUGGGCUUUGCUCCACAACAAUCAGAGGGUAAUGUUUGUUUCUCAUCAUAAACGGAUGACUAACCUUUCCUUUUUCCUGGUUGUGAACUGAAACACUCGCCCGCUUUCAACCCCAUCUUCCUAAUCUGUCUUUCUAAUUUCCCAUCAAAGGCCAAGACGACUUUGAAGUGUCCCUCUGUCAGGUUGAGAAUCGAGGCGGCACGUAGCAUCUCCAAGAAAGGUUUGCAUUUAUUCACUUUGAUAAAGACACAUCAGCGCCUGUCCUUGCGCUGAAUCCCAACGCGCAGAUUUGUGUGUACUGUUGUUUACAGUGGUGUGUUUUGUUUUCAACAGCAGAUGAAGAAAACAAGCAGGAGCCUACCAAUACCUACCUGUUGAAGUGCCUGGAAAAUCUGUCCCAGCUGCUCAUUAAGUGA
Xyrichtys novacula (pearly razorfish) is the source of this 38554-nucleotide messenger RNA. The record is from the annotation of a GenBank genome assembly. NCBI's taxonomy places the organism in Eukaryota, Metazoa, Chordata, Actinopteri, Labriformes, Labridae.